AUGGAUGCAGAGCUCCACAGGUGUGCAGUGUUCUGCUUGCUGCAGAUAGGGGGGGAGAUCUUCGACACGGACAUGGUGAUGGUGGACCGGACGCUGACGGACAUCUGCUUCGAAAACACCGUGGUCUUCCCUGGGUUCGAGCUCCGCGUGGAGCUUGUAGGCUGCUGCUCCGAGGACGACGGCUCGGCAGGAAGCGCCCCCAGGAAGCUGGCCAGCAAGCUGAGCAGCUCGCUGGGCCGCUCGGCGGGGAAGAAGCUGCGCACGACCCUGGAGCCCGGAGCCUGCAGCCCCCUCAAGCAACGGAGGAGGAGAGGGGCCCCUCUGCUGCUGCCUGUGCCCUCCAUACCGGGGCCCAAGUCCCUCCUGGCUCACACGACGCUGGCGCAGGCGCACGUCCAGGACAGCUUCCGUACGCACGACCUCAGCAUCUCAGGCAACGAGGAAUGCUCCUACUGGCUGCCUCUCUACGGCAGUGUGUGCUGUCGCCUGGCUGCCCAGCCUCACUGUAUGACCAAGCAGAUGAUGAGCGGAAGCUUAAGAGUCAAGCAGUUGGGAGGCGACUCCCAGAGCUGGACCAACGUCUACGGUGUCCUCAAGGGGACAAACCUCUUCUGUUACCACCGGCAAGAGGACAUGGAAGCCAACGUCGAGCCCGCUUUCACCAUCGCCAUCAACAAGGAGACCAGGAUCCGUGCGUCAGAGAAGGACCCCCAGAGGACGGCCCAGAGCAUCUGCAUCAGCAACCAGUACGGAGGGGAGGUUGUCACCCACACGCUGGAGGCGGACAGCCGCGAAGACACACACCGCUGGAUGGAAGCCUUCUGGCAGCAGUUCUAUGACAUGAGCCAAUGGAAGCAGUGCUGUGACGACCUGAUGAAAAUCGAACUGCCAUCCCCACGGAAACCGGCCCCUGUCUUGCCAAAACAGGGCUCCCUCUAUCACGAAAUGGUUAUUGAGGCGUCCGAAGACCUCGGCACGGUGACAGACAUCCUGGCCAGGCGGAUGCAGGAGCUGGAGCUGAGGAGCCAGCUGGGGGCCCCGCCGCCCUGGAUGGCCCUGUUCGAGGACUCCCCCUCCGGCCGCCCCCGGCCCUGCAGCCCCAGCCUGGCCGGCCACAGCCCGCGCACCCCCCACCGCCUCCCCCGCAGCCCGCGGACCCCGCCCCGCGCCUACCCCGGCCUGCUCUCCUCCAACGCCAGCCUCGCCUCCGACAGCGACAGCCCCCGCAGCGCCAGCCCCUGCUCGCGCCACCGCCAGCCCCACCCCGUCUGGGCGGAACCCGUCUCCCCCCUGGCCCUCUCCCCCCUGCCCUCCGGCUCGCGCCCCCGGCCGCGCACCUUCUCCCUGGACGCCAAGCUGAGCACCCUGAGAGGGAGGGGUCACGGCGGCGGGGGGCACGCGCAGUGCUCCUGCCAUCCGCCCUCCUCCUCGGCCUCGCUCCUAGCCCCGACCUCCCGGGUCCCCCAGCCCACCCUGUCCUGCUCCAGCUCCACCUCCAGCACGAGCACCAGCUCCAGCGAGGGCAGCCACAGCCCGGAGUCGUCCGAGGGAGUCCUCUUCUCACGGCCCUCCCCGGCCAGACGCAGCCUCAGGAACCUCCGAGCCAGACUGGACCCCCGCAACUGGCUCCAGAGCCAGGUAUAACCCCUCUAAAGACCCCUUAUCACCCCCCCACCUCCCCCGGCAACCACUCUCGGUCCUGGGAAAGGCAGACAGGGAACCAGCUUAUCCUCUCCCUGUUUGCGUAACUGGAAUGACAUCUCACACUAAUGCCACGUGACCUGGACACUGGAGUCUGUCAGGGCCGUGUGAACGGCCAUGUCUCAAAACGACGUGGUUCUGUCUGCGUCUUUUAAGAACGGUACAGCUGGGGAGAUGAACAGAAACACACCAGUGUGCUUUGGAGCCCCUCCGUGCUUGUGAACACUUCCAACUGGAAAGGAGAGUUCGCUGGGUCUGUGUGAGGAAGCCAGUUGCAUCAACCUCCCUGGCAGACGGGAAGUGAAUAGAAAAAUAAAUCCGCAUGGGUCCACUCGUAGUAAAUCUGGUGUUACUGCAUGUACGUCGUUGGUACGGUAUGGUGAAGCCGACUCGUUUUGUGUUGGGACUGGAGAUCUGAGAGAACAGUGUUUGUGAAAGUUCCGUCAAGUGUGUAUCGUGUGAUGUAGUAAGCGAGGUAGUGUCUUGUUUCCUGUGCUAACUGUGAUUUUCACUUUCAAAAGAACUGUCGAGAACGUUCCAGGAACUCCCCUCCAUUUUCGAUGCUAUAAUAAUAUCCCCAGGUUGGCAUGCAGGAUAGAGCAUGUGCAGGAAUGUGAUGCUCACUUUUAUAAAUCCUUGAGUCAAGUAACUGUAUGACUUCAGGAUAUGCAACAGAGAAUGUUGGCACACAAGACAAACCUGUGCUCUAUUCCUCACAACCACACACGUAUGUUAAGCUGCAUGUCUUUGAUACUGGUUAAAACCGAACUAAUAAAGACUCAUGUAUUUCAAAUGAAUGGAAAUACACCAAAGGCUUAGUAAUGAUGCAAACAUGCAAAGCCAUAACCUGUGUUAAACACGUCUUUUCAGAAACCCAAAGUGGAAGGUGGUCUUCGUCAUGCAAGAGGUCUCUAGGCAUAUCUCUGUCAGACUUAAUAUUAGAUGUUUGGAAAUACUGAAAAUUAUGAUUAGUCAGUUAUAACAUCAUGUUAUACAAACCAAGCCCAGCAUUAGUCUCCAACCCAAGUGUGAAAUGCAAUUGAAUUAUGCAAAACAAUAAUUAUCUAUAGCAAAUGGUGCUACGGCAGUUAUGUAAAGUGUGUGUGUGUGUGUGCGCGACGUGUGAGCAUGUCUGUGUGUGCACCUGCCUUGGUGUGAACGUGUGUGUGUUAUCUGCGUAGUUAAGUCUAUCUCCCAUAUCCCUGCGUCUUGGGAGGGCUUAGAGCUGGGUCCACUAUUUGAGUCCAACCGUAAAACCGUCUAAAAAUGCAUUUGUUACUGUAAAUGUUUUUUUUUUUGUUUUGUUUUUAAGUUAACACAGCUCUUCCUGUUCUUUUUGUUUAAACCAAUUUUACAUGAAUGGUUUCGUUAUAUGAUGACAGUUUUGUUGAUAUCUUAACAGAGGAUUACAAAUAUCAAACUGUUGCGGUAGAUAACAUUGAAUGUUUAUCUUGCAAGACUGUCUGUUGGCCAGAUGUCAACAUGCCCUUUGUCUUUAAGGGGGAAAGAAAGUGCAAGUCUUGUUUAAAUAUGUAACAUAUUAAUGAUAAUAAAUGCUUUAUCAAUU
Molecule: messenger RNA, 3268 nt
Organism: Osmerus eperlanus (European smelt)
Lineage: Eukaryota; Metazoa; Chordata; Actinopteri; Osmeriformes; Osmeridae
Gene: rtkna
Product: rhotekin a
Biological process (GO): mitotic cytokinesis; actomyosin contractile ring assembly; septin ring organization
Cellular component (GO): actomyosin contractile ring
Source: RefSeq, a predicted model, not a curated record